Messenger RNA from Carassius carassius (crucian carp), 2352 nucleotides. RefSeq names its product dihydroxyacetone phosphate acyltransferase-like. Lineage: Eukaryota; Metazoa; Chordata; Actinopteri; Cypriniformes; Cyprinidae. The transcript has 16 exons. Gene Ontology annotation, molecular function: glycerone-phosphate O-acyltransferase activity. The coding region runs from base 116 to 2107 and encodes 663 amino acids. Gene Ontology annotation, cellular component: peroxisomal membrane; mitochondrial membrane. The record is from RefSeq and is a predicted model, not a curated record. Gene Ontology annotation, biological process: ether lipid biosynthetic process.
AGGCGUUCCCGCGGUGCGCGCGCUCAUUGGUGCACGAGCAUCGGUCCGAGUGUCGGCAGGUUCGCAGUCAGUCACCUCAGAGCAGGAGAAAACACCUGCUGCUUCUGUAUGGGACAUGGAGCGACUGAGCGCUGAUUCGCUGGGUGCUGAAGCCGAUGGCUUCUUUGACAUGCUGGAGGAGAGGAGGCGGAGCAGUGACUUAAGUUACGCCUUCCGGACCUUCAACCCUCAGCCGUACCGUGGAGCCACGCCCAUUUCAGCUAGCACUCUCAAGACGAUGGUGCUUGAAUCACAGCACCUGAGCUACAUCAUACAGGAGAUCACGCUUGAGAGUGACGAACCACAUGAAGCGCUUCUACAGGAAGCUUCUGCGCUGCUGGAUGAGAUGAGUCAAAACCUACAGUUGGGAUUCAUUCGUCUGCUGGGCUUCGCAAUGAACAAAGUUUUUAAGAGCGUCUUCAGCUCUAUACGCGUCAAUGAGGAUGGACUCACACGGCUCCAGCAAGCCAUUCAGGAGUAUCCCGUCAUCCUGUUGCCCAAUCACAGGAGCUACAUGGACUUCCUUGUUCUGUCUUACAUCAUGUUCACUUAUGACCUUUCUAUCCCCGUCAUUGCAGCUGGAAUUCCUCUGAUGGGGAUGAAGCUGUUUGGUGAGGUCUUUCGGCGGUCAGGAGCGUUCUUUAUCCGUCGUGCCAUUGGCUCAGACAAGCUGUACUGGGCGGUGCUGUCCGAGUACGUCAGAACCAUUGUGCGGACAGGUUAUGCUCCAUUAGAGUUUUAUAUUGAAGGAUUACGUAGCAGAACGCUGAAAUCUCUCACACCAAAACUAGGAAUGCUGCACAUGGUGCUAGAGCCUUUUUUUAAAGGAGAGGUGUCUGACAUCAGUCUGGUGCCCAUCAGCAUCAGUUACGAGCGCGUGUUGGAGGAGUCGCUCCUCGUUCAUGAGCUGCUGGGUGUGCCUAAGCCAAAAGAGACCACAGGGGCUUUGCUGAAGGCCAGGACUGUGCUGAAGGAGAAUUAUGGCUGCAUGCAUGUGUUCUUUGGCAACCCUGUGUCAGUCAGAGACCUGGUGAAUGGAAAAAUAAACCUCAGACAGUAUAAUCUGGUGCCCAGAGACCUGCCUAUGAAGCCCAGUAAGGAGAUGCAGGAGUUUGUAUCUGGUCUAGCCCACAUGAUCGUCCGUUUGCAGGAGAGAAAUGUGGUCCUGAGUGCCUGGAACCUGAUGGCCGUGGUUCUCCUUCAGAACCUCCAGGGCAUUGAUUUGGACCUGCUGACCCAUAAAACCCUGUGGCUGAGGAGACUUGCCCUGCGGUGUGGAGCUCACCUCACAUGGCCCGAGAAUGUUUCAGAUUCUGAGGUGAUGUCAUCGAGCUUGAGCCUACAUCACUCAGUUGUACGCUGUGAGAGGGGGCGUGUCUAUUUAGUGGAGGAGGAAGGGCCAGGGCCUGUCACUCAAGAGGAGGGCGUGUUCAGACAAGCUGCUGCUGUGCUCAUGUGUGCGUCCUACAGGAAUCAAGCAGUACAUGUAUUCACAAGACCAGCUAUGGUGGCAGUUGCUAUGACAACAGCUGCAAGCCAUAGGACAGAUGACAUCUUUCAUAAUUUUACGUUCCUGCUGGAGCUCUUUUCCAGAGAGUUUGUUGUAAUUCCUGGUCAAGCUGUUCAGGACUUUGAGGAGGGCUGUUCAUUGCUACAGGAGUCUGGUGUAAUCGGCCGCUCUGAUGAAGAGAUCCAUGUUAGAGACAAUGGCCAAGAAACCAUCAUCUUCCUCAGAGCGAUUCUGCAGCCCUUCAUUGAGAGCUACCAGGUGGUGUUUAGGUACCUGUGUGAAGAGAGUUCACAGACAUUGAGAGAGAAGACGUUUUCAACCAACAGCCGCAGUUUCAUCAUGAAGCUCCUUAUUUCAGGUGAAGUUCAGUCGUAUGAGUGUUUAUCGUCUGACCUACAGAAGAAUGUUCUCUCAGCUUUGCUCAGGAUGGAUGCUGUGACCAAAACUAAAGUUGAUGACCAGAAUGAGUUUAGAGUGAAUAAAUCUGCAGUGAAGAAAAUAUGGGACAUGCUGAGUAAUGGAUGGACCUGUCAGAUCAGUGUAGACGCCAGACUGUGAUGAGAAGAAUCGGACAACAGCAACUCUUGAUUCUUUUAUUGUAGAAUGGCAAAUAUGUAUAAGUACUGUAUGAGUUUUUAGUGUCAAACACAGAAAAAACCUGCAGUAGCUGCUCUACAUGUAGAACAUCAUUUAUUUUCAACUGUUAUUGCAGUAAAGAUGAUUUAAUUUCAUAGAUGAUGUGAAAAUCAUACAGAUAUUAAAGGGUUAGUUCACCCAAAAAUGAAAAUUAUGUAAUUAAUAAC